ACGUGAAAUACAUUAUGAGUGGUGUAUCAUGGAUAUUCAGUGAUAACCAGCUAACCCUGCCAUACCACCACGUACUAUCCAGGUCGAUGUGAGUGAUAUCAGUGCGCAAACUCCAAAUAUACCCAUCAAAUGUUAAUAAGUAAGGUGUGUCAUUCGUGUUCCGGCUAGCUGUUAAGCAAACAUGUGUGGUAUUUGGGCAGUGUUUGGUAGCAGUGGUGAUAUUUUCACUCAUUGCAAGGCGGCAUUCAAAAUAGCUCAUCGUGGACCCGAUGCUUUUCGAUUAGAGAGCAUUUACCGAUUCCCGUCCUGUUGCCUUGGAUUUCAUCGUCUUGCUAUACUUGACGCUCAACAUGGUAUGCAGCCAAUGCGAGUGUCUCAGUAUCCUCACGUUUGGCUUAUCUACAACGGAGAGAUUUAUAAUCACGCAAAUCUACAGCAGGAGUUUGAUUUCCAUUACGCCACUAAAUGUGACGGAGAGUCCAUUAUCCACCUAUACGCCCAGGGCGGGAUAGAGUUCGCGGCCAAACAUUUGGACGGAGUGUUCGCUUUCUGCCUCCUAGACACGACCAACAAAAAAGUGUACCUUGGCCGGGACACAUUCGGGGUCAAGCCGCUGUUUCGUAUUCUGAAGGAGGACGGCUUUUUAUCAGCGUGCUCUGAAGUCAAAGGGUUGGGAGACAACCCAACUGCAACCGUGGAACAAUUCCUACCCGGACACGUAGAGACGUAUGAUCUCGACUCCAUAGGACGAGCUACAUUUGUUGAGCGGACAAGGUUCCAUAAAAUAGGGGACGCCCCGGCAUACAAAACAGUGGUAAACCCUACAGACAAAGAUAUUAAAGCCAGCAUCAGGACCCUUUUUGAGGCUGCUGUAAAGAAGAGAAUGAUGGCAGAUCGUCGUAUCGGAUGUCUGCUGUCAGGUGGUCUUGACUCGAGUUUGACUGCGGCCACGUUGGUAACAUUAGCUAAAGAACAGAACCUACCAUACCCUGUACAGACGUUUUCUAUCGGGAUGAAGGACAGUACCGAUCUGGUGGCGGCCAGAAAGGUUGCUAAACACCUGAAAACAGAGCACCACGAGAUAGUUUUUAAACCUGAGGAAGGGAUCGCCGCCAUUGAAAGUGUCAUAUACCACCUGGAGAGUUAUGACAUCACCACCGUUAGGUCAUCUGUAGGGUUGUAUCUACUAAGUAAAUACAUCAAGCAGAAGACGGAUACAACAGUCAUUUUAUCUGGAGAGGGAUCAGACGAGAUCGCACAAGGCUACAUAUACUUCCACAAGGCGCCCUCUGUCGAGGACGGGAAUGAGGAGAGCAGCCGACUCUGUAAAGACCUAUAUAUGUAUGACGUACUCAGAAGUGACAGGUCCACGUCGGCUUGGGGACUUGAGAUACGAGUUCCCUUUCUUGAUCAUCAAUUCAGCAGUUACUACAUCUCAUUAGAACCUGAAAUGAAGGCGCCCAAGUACGGCAUAGAGAAAUAUCUGCUGCGGUCUGCUUUUGACAAAACGGGGUUACUUCCGGCAGAGAUUCUAUGGCGGCCAAAGGAGGACUUUAGUGACGGCGUGUCCUCUCAGACAAGGUCGUGGUACGAGGUUAUACAAGACUUUGUUGAUGAGCAAAUAGACGACACAGAAUUGGAGGAGAGUAGUCACCGUUUUCCACACAACCCUCCACGCAGUAAGGAAGCUCUAUACUACAGACGAGUAUUUGAGAAGUUCUAUACAGGACAGGGUCAUUUAUUACCGUACUACUGGAUGCCCAAGUGGUCAACAUCUUCAGAUCCCUCCGCCAGGACACUCAAACACUACAAACUUGAGGUUUUUGAACUGCAGGAGGAGUUUGAUUUCCAUUACGCCACUAAAUGUGACGGAAAGUCCAUCAGACACCUGUACGCCCGCGGCAGGAUUGACUUCGCAGCCAGACAUUUGGAAGGAGUGUUCGUUUUCUGCCUCCUGGACACGACCAGCAAGAAUGUCUACCUCGGCAGAGACACAUUCAGGGACAAACCGCUGUUUCGUAUUCUCAUGGGAAAUGUUUGUUUUAUCCGUUUGCUCCAAGGUCAAAGCCAGUUCGGAUAUGGAAGUCCCGAUGAUUUUGAAUGUGACAUAAUGGACUAUAAACAAGUCACCCUGGAAGACGACAUCACGGUUGGUGAAUUCAUUGACAGCACGAAGUUGCAGAAGUUGCGGUUUUACUUAGCCCUAAAGAAAAAAACGGACAUAUCAUUAGACAGUGAAAGUGAUGACUCUCUUCCUAACAUCAGAUCUCCGAAAAGAGCCAGAUAUGCAUCGGCGCUUUUCUACCAGGAUCCAGAGGUGUUGCUCGGUCCAACAGACAGACCAAGUAAUAUGGACGAAACUGUUAAUCUUCAGCAUGACAUAUAUGUGUUGCUUGAGGAAUACAGUGCAGAACCCUUCAGCACUCGACAAAAUCAAGAUAACUUGACAACUGCGUCAAGACCUGAAACAGCCAUAGAAGAGCGCAUCAUUCACGUUCGAAGAGUAAAUUGUAUGGCUGACCUCAUGGACGCAUUCUUAGAGGAUAAAGCGUUCCACAAGUCAUCACGACUGUCCGCACGCUAG
This is a messenger RNA of Mizuhopecten yessoensis (Yesso scallop), 2584 nucleotides long. Its product is annotated as asparagine synthetase [glutamine-hydrolyzing]-like. Gene Ontology annotation, molecular function: asparagine synthase (glutamine-hydrolyzing) activity. Bases 182 to 2584 code for a protein of 800 amino acids. The transcript is spliced from 12 exons. NCBI's taxonomy places the organism in Eukaryota, Metazoa, Mollusca, Bivalvia, Pectinida, Pectinidae. Gene Ontology annotation, cellular component: cytosol. The record is from RefSeq and is a predicted model, not a curated record.